AUGACUUCACAAGGUACAGUGCAGAACACAUUUAAGGGAACCACACAGUCAUGAUGCAGAUGCAUGUUUGCUUCUUCUCAGAUGCAGCUAGCAUCAGCACUGACGUGUAUUUGCGUCAGCUAGGACUCAUCAGACAAAAAGAUUUUUUCUUUAAUUAUUUACUAUGACAACUUUGCUUUGUGUCAGGCAGAGCUAUAAAAUUCAAAACAAAUUCUCAGGUUUGAAGAAGCUGAAAAAUUUUCUUUUUGUAACCCAACAAGUUUAAAUUUCACCAGUGUGCGUGAAAUUUACUUGUCAAUGUCAUAAUUUUAUCAAGCUCAAAAUAUUAUCUUAUUCUGAUGUUGCUUGACAAUGUUCUCUUUGAAUACAUGAGUACAUGUAAUGUUGAAGUUCCCUUAAUUAUGUCAUACUAUUUGCUAUCUUUUAAAGAGCUAAGACAUGUCUUCAUGUCAAAAGAACUCCAAACAUAAUGGCCCAGUUUUGUUAUUUAAGACUACGUGCAUAUUUAAGAAGCUCUUUCCCGUUUUCUGUGGCUACGGAUGGACAUGAAUUUGAACAUGAAAAAAGCUUUAAUGCGAUACCGGAAAAAAUGAACUAACAAUUAUUGUGGUUAGUGCUCCUUGAUGAAAUUGUUUGAUACCUUCUUCAUGACUGUACAGGAGCAUUUUGUUUAUGGGUACAUGUAACGGCACUAAGUAACGACAUUAGCAUGGAAUUGACCUAAAACAGCAAUAUUAUUGCGACAUACAGUCAGACCUGUAUUAAGCGUUCACCCUUUGGGAAUUUCUUACUGGCAGCUUAGUAGAGUUUACGGCUUAAUUUACAAAUUUGUUUUGCCAUAAUUAAGGGAAAAUUAAUGAUAUCCAGGACUUUGGUGAGUGACUGCCUAGUAGAGGAUGGCUGUUUAAUAGUGGUUCACUUGUUGCAUGUUUGAUUGUAGCUCCUUUAAGCAGACACCCAUAGGAAGCAGAAAACAUGUCUUCAACUGAAGCUGGCUGCUUACGAGUACAUGUCUGACUGUUAAGAGAGCUUCAAAAGACUGUAAAAAGCUCAUGUAAUAUGUACAGUUUGUAAGCUGUGCCCUUGACUUUGAAGUGUGUCUAGCCUGCGAAAACAUCCGUUUCUCCUCGCUCUUCGCCUCUGGGGACGUUUCGCACGGAGGAACAUCUGCAACUCAGUGGCAGAAAUUCCAUACUGAUGACGCAAAUCAAUGUUUGCAUAAUAAAUCCGGUAGUCAUGAGGUUCCAAAUACAAAUUUGUCCAAUUUUACGUGUCUUCUGGUCGAUUUUGGUAAAGUGUUGUGUUCAUCUGCCAACGAGCUCCAGCAUAACUCAAACACUUCUUCUAGAGAAGAGUUUAUUCCACAAAUAUUGACUGUUUUGCUCGAGAUUCUUCGCAUUUACAUUGGACCUUUGUGGCCUUUUAUCUUUUGUCUGUCAAUAGCUAAAACAAUGUAACUACUCCAUCGACCAAUCAGCGCUUCUGACUGGAUUCCGGACAGAUUGUACGUCAUCAGUAUGAAAUUUCUGUUGCUGAGUCGCAGACGUUCCUCCUUGCGAAAUGUCCCCAGCAGCGAAGAGCGAGGAGAAACGGAUGUUUUCGCAAGCUAAAGUGUGUCUUAUAGGAAAGUUAUGAAAAUGAGAAAAAAAAAUACUUCAACUUAAUCUAAAAUUCGAACUACAGGAUAAUUUUAAUGGUACCAUUUUGAUGUAUACAGUUGGUUGCUUCUGUGUUUAUGGAUCUCUGGAGUCAUUGGAUUUUGUUCGAGAUUGUUUGGAUGAGUUGAGUGUCAAAUCAAAGUAUGACAGUGUUGAUGAGUCAAACCCCAUUCUGAUACUUCCUCCAACAUUCAUCAUCCUGGCCAGAAGUCCAAAUAAUGAAGAUAUUAUUCAUCACCUAAGAAAAGAAGGACAGGAAUUGUGUUCCAGGUAUGGGUGGCCAGUAUUGCUAAGAUUUUUACCAUACAGCAUUCGACCUAAGUUCUGUUGUUUGUUUAGUUGUUUUAGUGGUGUUAUUUGCUGUGAAUAAAAUAGCACUUUUGCAGCCUUAUGUUGAGAAACUCUUGGUUAACACUACUCCUGAAAUGUAAUAAAACUCUGUGGAAUUUAAUAUUACAGACGACUGAGAUUUCCUUGAAAAUAUUAUUACAAUUUAUAUAUCUGUAUAUACCGGUAUUUUUGUUUCUUUCUACUUACUGGAAACUUCAUAAAUUCCACAAUAAUCUUUUACUGGAGAAGCUUAGCAGAGGAUGGGUUGGAAGAAUACAUAUAGGGACUUGCUGCUAUACAUACCAUACAUCUAGGAAAGGGCUUCUCAUAUUAUUAUGUGGUAGACAAAUUUACACAAUUGACCUAAAUCGUAUCAAAUCACAUAGAGGUAGUCCAAAAGGUAUCUCAUCACUAAUUAAAAAAUAACAGGCAUGAAUGCCAGUGUAAAGUUACUGUAGUAUGCUUUGGAAACAAUGUAGAGCCCAUCUCCUGAAUCUAAUGACAGAAAGACUACCCUGGAGAAAUCGCAUAUUGCCUGAUCAAAAGGUCUGCUUAGUAAACCCUUUAUUACUUAAUCCUUGAAACAGGCUGUCAUGAAGAGCCAGAAGGCAGGGAUUUCCCCUGGUAAUGAUGAGCCUGGCUCCUGGCUACUUUCGUAGAAAAAUAAAACCAAAAGAAAUCCUUAGCUGUUUGAUUCCCUGCCUAAUUGUUGUAUUUACCCGGCAACUUGAAAUCUUACUGACAUCCCUGUUGAAGCCGCAACAUUCACAUACAGAUUCUACAGGUUAAUCUCUGUACACUUCCUUAAAGACUUUUUUUGGAGAAUUUGAUAAAAUAUCACAUUAAUUAUUUUCCUUUGGGAGUCAUCUUAUUGCUUCUCAUAACCUUUUCCCAUGAUAAAUGUAUCAAUAUUGUUAGGAGAAAACUUGUGUUUUGUACUAUUCUUUAUUUAUUCUUUUAUAUAAUUACUGGUAAUAUUACACCGUUAUCAUGACUGUAGGUACAAUGCAACCUUCAUCGACAUCCCAGUAGCGCGCUUUUCUGCUGGGAAGAUGAUUCAUGAAACUCAAGUGGUGGAUGCCAUGAGGGGACUGUUAGAGAACUUGAAGCAACAGGCCAGAGCAAACAUGUCAACAGAGGAUUUAAAGGACAGUGAUCCAGACUUGAAGUAAGAAAACUUGUUGACUACAAAAAAAAUAUUAGGGGAGCUGUAAUAGCCUUUCAGCUUAAAUUCAACUUAAGAAAAUGGCUAGACCAAAUUGUGUGAAACGUAAUACAAAUAACUUAAAAUAUUGACUAGAAAAAAACAUUGAUUUUCUGUGCAGUGAAGCUGUGAAGUGGGUAUUUCUUUGCCAACAUUAAGUUUUAUAGUAAGUACAUGACUUGGCUGUAAUUCCUGUGACACGUUCCCUUUAAUGGAGUAAUCAUUUAUUAAUGAUCGUUAAUUAACUAGUUACGGAGGUGUCAAAUGUCUUAUAUAAACGAGCGCACAUUCUUAACCGGUCAUCUUUUGUUAGAUCCGGAGGCGACGCGUAACCUCUUGUCUUCACGUUCGUCGCUCCAAGCUCUUUUCGUAAUGUCACUCUCAGCCGGCGCACGUCCAAAGCGCGCUCCCAAACCAGCGUACGAUCCGGAUUUCCUCUACGAUCUUCCCUCACACUCGUUGUUUUCAGAGGCUCUAGAAGUAGAGGACGAUGCCGACAACAUACCGAAAACAAAGCAGCGAAAGCAGAAGUCCUUCAAAUCCAAAUCACCCACGGUUCCUGACCCUUCGCCGCCGGCAACCUCUUCAGUGGAUUCAGGAAACACGCUCACUUUUGAGCAACAAAUUCAACUUGUCCAGCUCCAGAAAGACAAGCUCGAACUGGAGUUGCAAGUUCUUACUCUGAGCUCUCGGGAACGCCCCCAAGAAAACACGCGCGGCGGUUUCGCCGACGAUGUUACAGAGCCAACCUCCCAACGACGCACUAAAAGACCCAUCGACUGGCCUCACGACUUCGUGCCCAGUGUUCAAGGCGAGUAUGAAAAGUUAAAUCUUGCAGAGUUUGUAGCCGGCUUUUUAGUCAUGAUAAAAACGUAUGAGUCGCAGCUGAAGGAGGCGUUCCUGGUCCACCUCGAAUUACUCAUGAUUAAAUCCAUCAGUUACUCCUGGUCCAGCGUGCGGGCUUUUCAUAAGUUCGUUGCGAAACAAGUGGAGCAGCGCCGUUUGGAAUGGCAAGAUUCCAAGGCUAUCAAUGAUCAGGCCACGACCUUUUUUCGCCAUUCGGAUCUUCGCUCUUCCUCCUCGCAACACGAGAUCGCGCAAGUUUCGCAACCGAAUUCUUGGCAUUCUGGCAAUAGCACACCUUCACAUCAGCAGGCAGGCAAACCCGGUCUAAAGGCAUGUAGAGCGUGGAAUUACACUGGUACUUGUGAUUGCGACAAACAGGACAGUGCAGCCUAUAGCGAACACCAUCGUUGUCGGGUCUGCAAAGCGGAUCAUCCGAUGUUACACUGUCCGAAACGCCGCACACCAAUUCCGGCACAGUGACAAUCAGCUUUACAAGUUCCCAACACAUUAACCUCUUCGAUCCGGAACGGACACGGACACGAAUCUUUCAACACCGCAGCUGUGGUACGUUAUUUACGUGCCUCGCGUUAUCCUCAACCAAAUGCUUUCGGCGCUAAGGUUUUAGUUCCAUCUUCGCUUUUGCUGGCAACGUGGAGAACCUCGCUUGCCGAUUAUCAUGAUAACAUUGUGGUUGAUUUUCUUUCAUACGGUUGGCCCAUCAACUACACUGCCGCUACACGUCCUGUCUCAUCAUCUCAUAAUCAUCCGUCCGCUUCAAACUUUCACUCUCACGUGCAAACCUAUCUGGAUACCGAGCUGUCUUACAAUGCCAUCGCUGGUCCUUUCCCUAAUCCUCCCUUCGCAGACGCCUUUGUGUGUUCUCCGCUUCAAACGGUCCCUAAACGCGGCUCUUCGACUCGCAGAGUGGUUAUGGAUCUUAGUUUUCCCCGAGGAUCUUCAGUGAAUGACGGUAUUCCGCCCGAUACAUAUUUAGGCGAACAGUUUAAGUUGCGUUUACCUGGAAUAGAUCGGCUUGUUGACUUUAUUCUCGCUAAAGGCCGUAACUGUCUCGUGUUUAAGAAAGACUUACGUCGCGCUUAUAGACAGUUUCCUGUUGAUCCUAAGGACUAUAGUCUGCUCGGGUUUUGUUACCAAGGACAGUUCUACUUUGAUACUCGUUGUCCCUUUGGCUUACGAUCGUCGGCACUGAUUUGUCAGCGCACAACCAAAGCCGUCGUUCACAUCUUUAACGGGCAGGGUUUUUCGGCGGAUGUCUAUUUGGAUGACUUUUACGGAGCCGAAUAUCCGUCUCUUGCUCCUCAGGCUUUUUCACAGCUUGGACAAUUAUUCCAGCAACUUGGCUUGGAUUCUUCUCCGGAAAAGGACACGCCACCUUCCACUUCAAUGAUUUGUCUUGGCAUUUCCGUUGAUACUGAAGCCUUCACUCUAGAGGUACCAGCCUCACGUCUGGAGGAUUUACGAGCUGAGCUUAUCAUCUGGAAACAAUCUUCAUCUUUUACUAAGAGACAACUUCAAUCGCUCCUGGGAAAGCUCUCUUUUGUUACGGCAUGUGUCAAGCCUGGGAGAAUCUUCAUGGCCAGACUUCUACAAUGUCUUCGCGAAUGCAAACAUCACGCUGCUAGUCAUCGGUACCCCAUUUCCGCCACUAUGCUCUUGGACAUCCAAUGGUGGUUUGAAUUCCUUCCACGCUAUCACCGCAUUUCACUUAUCAAACCUUCACUGUGGGAUUUCGAGGGCCUGAAUUUCUCCACCGAUGCUUGUCUUCAAGGGGGGGGUGCCACUUGCCAAACACAGUGUAUCAGUUUUGUUUUUCCUGAUUGCAUUUCUCUCCAAUCUCUUCACAUUAAUGCUCUGGAACUGUUCACUAUCGUUGUCGCUCUAAAACACUGGGCUCCUCAGUUACAAGGUCGAAAAUUCAUCGUGGCAUGUGAUAACUCCGCGGCUGUUACGGUCAUCUCAUCCAAUGCAUCAAAAGAUCCUUUUAUGCAGCGCUGCCUACGCCAGUUAUGGUUCACCUCUGCUCUCUUUGACUUUGAAGUCCGCGCGCUCCAUGUUCCUGGCACACACAAUCAGUUUGCUGAUUGUCUUAGUCGCUGGCACUCCGAUCCUUCAGCUCGCGACAGCUUUUAUCGCUUUUGUAGUGACUUUAAUCAAGUUUUCUAUUUUCAAGAUGUUGACUCUGCUUGUUUUUCUUUCGAUGUUGCGUGACACUCUUUUAUUUAGUUUUGUUUUUCUCUUGUAGACCUCCCUCCGGGAUCAGGUCAGCAUUCCCGGUCAGAUGUUUCUAUCGUCACAUUGCAGUCUUUCGUCUCACGUCUCAUCUCCUGUGCACACGCAACAUCGACACAGAAGAAUAUAGCUGCUCAUAUUCGUAGUUAUCGGACUUUUUGUGACCUGAGGGCUCUUCAGUCCUUUCCUAUUAGUGUUAAAUCGAUUAGCUUGUAUGUAGCAUAUUUAGUCGCGCAGAAACGGGCUUACGGUACCGUGCUUAACCAUAUUAGUAGUCUUAAACACGCUCAUCAACUUGCCGGGUCUGAACUCACUUGAGUUCCGAUUACCGCUUUCAGCUUUUAUUACGAGGCGCCAAGCGUUUUCUGGGUGCGGCCGUUUCUCGUAAAUCGGCCAUGACACCUUCAAUUUUGCAUGCCGCGUUUGAUCUUUUCAAUUUUUUCUUUACCGCUACAUGCGGCUAUGUGGGCUCUGUUUUUAGUUGCUUUCUUCACCUUUUUGCGUAAAUCCAAUCUAGUACUCGAUAAUCCGAGGCAAAUCUCCCCCAAGGUUAUCACGCGGGCAGAUUUGGUUUUCACGUCUUCGGGCGCAAAUAUCCAUGUUUCAGCCACGAAGACCAUUCAGUGUCAGCAACGCUCUCUUAUUUUGCCAAUUCCGUGAUUCCUGGCUCUCGCCUUUGUCCGAUUUCGGCUUUGCGACGCCAUUUCGCGCUCAACCCGGGCCCCGUGUCUGCCCCUUUUUUCAGUUUCCUCCGGGUCGGGUUUAGUACCAAUUACUUACAAGCAAUUUUGCGCUUUUCUUUCGCGGGUUAUUUCUACGCUCAAUUUAGAUCCGUCCCUUUACUCUCCUCAUAGUUUUCGAAGGGUGGGGCGACUUUCGCAUUUGAUUGCCAUAUUCCAUCCGAAAUAAUCAAACUGCAGGGAGACUGGAAGAGCGACGCUUAUCUUGUUUAUUUAGAAUUAUCUCAGACACAAAACAGCAGGCAGCCAAGGCUAUGGCCCUAACGCUUCAGUCUAUGUUUUCCGACUAAGUUUUAUUAUCGACUUAUGCCUUAGUCUUUCUUUCAACCCACUACCAACAUUCUCACUCUAGUUUGGGCACUUUGGCGUCUUGGUUUAUUGUCAAGCUAUCGGUCAGCUUUCUCCGCUUGGUUCAAUAAACUUAUUUUGCCCAAACUCUCGUGUCGUCUUGGUAACGUGGGUUGAUUGAGUAAUCAUUUAUUAAUGAUCGUUAAUUAACUAGUUACGGAGGUGUCAAAUGUCUUAUAUAAACGAGCGCACAUUCUUAACCGGUCAUCUUUUGUUAGAUCCGGAGGCGACGCGUAACCUCUUGCCCACCUCUCCCCCCCUUAUAUCUCAGUAUUCUUGUUGAGUUUAUUACCAUAUUGUCCCUUCGUUUCAUUUAAUUUAAUCUAGUUGCGUCUUGGUUUAUUGUCAAGCUAUCGGUCAGCUUUCUCCGCUUGGUUCAAUAAACUUAUUUUGCCCAAACUCUCGUGUCGUCUUGGUAACGUGGGUUGAUUAUUACAAAUGGCAGUUCUUAAGCCAAGUGUAAUCAUGAAAUGGUGAUGGUCAUAGUCUGACAACAAAUUGGUUGCCAGUGCACCCAAAGAAUAUAUUAACUUUUCAACCAAGGGUCAGAUAAAAAAAAAACUUUUUGCCCAUCCAAGCUUUCAAUGUACACAUAUGUGCAUGUAGCUACUCUGUACAUUGCUUGCUUUAGCAAGCUCAAACAAGAGUUUGUUACUGCUAGUCACUGAUCUGUUUGUUUCUUGUAACCCGAAUGACGGUCUUCCUCAGCUGUUUUCUCUUUGUUUUAUUUUAGGAUCAUGUUAUGUGCAAUGUGCGGUGAUCCUUACCCAGUUGAAUUGAUCCUUGGUCCUCUGCUUCAUCAUCAAAACUGUUGGCGAAGUUCAACUAGGCCAGACACCAUCAUCUUGGAAACAUACCUUGGCUUUGAUAAGAGAAGGGUUCAGAUCACACUAACCUCGUAUCACCGUAAGUAGCAGGAGUUAGAAGGAAGAUCUCUUAACCCUUUAAGUCCCGAUAGUGACCAACAGCAAUUUUCUCCUAACGAUAUCCAUACAUUAUCAUGAGAUGAGGUCAUGAGAAUUAAUUAAAUGAUCACCUUAGAGAAAAUACUUUGAUCUUUUAUCAAAUUCUCUCAACUCAUUCUUUAAGGAAAUGUAUAGAGAUCAGUUUGGAGAAUUUGUAUACAGGUUGAUAUUGGGGCUUCAAGGGUUAAAUUCUCUAUGAUGUGCUGUUUGCUUUUAACGAAAAUUAUGAAUGGUAUGCAUUAAUUUGGGCGUUCUGCAUUGUCAAUGUUUAACUUUCAGGGUCUGUUGGUAUUUUUUACUUGUCAUAUUCCACAGUUUAGACUUGUGACCUGUUCAACUACCUUGUCUUUAGAGUCUUGUAAUCUAUUACUCUUUUAUCCCCGGUAUGUACAUGUGUAAGUGACUACUCAAAUGCAAAGAGUUAGUGGUCACUUAUGAGAGUCAAACUGCUGCAGAAGGUCUUCAGGCUUCUCUACUUUAGUUUUAAAGAGUAGCGUAGUACAAACAGCGAACACAAAGACCAGACCAUUGUAUCUGGUAGUUGUUUAGAAGAGCUUAAAAACAAUGGAAAAUUGUGAAACCAUCAUCUUAAAAAGUGGCUGUGGUCGUUUACCAGAGGAUCCAAUGAUUAAGCCUUGACUGGGAAAAGCUUGGUGUUUAGGAUGGUUGGUUGUUUAUAGGAAGUGGUUGCUUAGGAGAUUUGUGGUAGCGAAUGGAGCUUUGACUGAAAUUAAAAUGGAUUGUUGAAUAGAAUAGAGGACUGACCCGUUGUCAACUUUUUUAGGAGCUUACAGUCUUAAUUACCAAAUGUACCAUGGCUACAUCCUGGUGUACUCAGCAAUACGGAAAGCAUCACUUGGAACACUCAGGUAAUCCCCCCUCCCCCCGUCCCCCUUCUCCAUUCCUAAUGUACCACAGCAUUUGUAAUCCACCGCCAUGAGCUGAGAUAACUGCCAAAAUUUUCAGGAAGGCUGAAGCCCGGGGGGGUACUGCCAUAUAUGGGCCAUAUAGGUAUGUGCCGCUGUGAAGGGUAUGGUUUUCAAGCAGUUUACUCUAGGAUAGGGUAUAUAAAUCAGAGCGUUUGGGUCUAGAAUAGGGUAUCAUUUUUCAGGAAACUGAUCAGUUGGUUGAAGAUUUUAUCUAGACUAGGUAAACAGCUACUCUAGGUUAGGGGGAUUUGGGGAGUUUACUCUAGUAUAGGGUAGCAAAAUUCAGCUGAACUAGCUCUAGUAUAGGUUAAGGGUUCCAGGGUCCCAGCGGCACAUCCCCACCCAGAAAUUCCUAAAGUACCCCCCCCCCCGGGGGGGGCUGAAGUCAUCCUUAAUACAAAUUUCUUAGGGAUUCAUAAUUGCUGGACUGUGAAGGUGGAAGAUUUUCCUCUUUUUUUUCUCAUUCUUCAUGGAGACUACAAAUUAAUGCAGUUUUCGUUCGGGUCAUUGAAGACCUGGAAGGUCAUAAAAUGUAAGAAUUAAUUCCCCAGACCUGGGAAGUCAUGGAAUUUACUUGUUGGUCCUGGAAAGUCAGGGAAAAUGUUAGUUAUGUUUUGUAGGUUAGUUGCUGCAGAUGUCAAAGCAAGGACAAUGUGAGAUAGAGACGAGUUAUUAAACAGCGCAAGCAGCACGCAUUUUGCUGGACGCCAGAGUUCGUUUCUUUUCAACUGAGUUGGGUCAAAGAAUACCCUGAAACUAGGAAGGUUUUGAAAAUUUCCGAAAGUGACAGCUAAACCUAAGGUCACGGAAAACUUGAAAAGGUCUUUGAAAAAGUUAUGGAAAGUCAUGGAAUUUUAAGAGCUCAAAAGAGUACGAACCCUUUAAUUAUACUUGGUUCUGUAGAUAUGUAACUAUCGAAGCCGCUCAUCAGAAUGUUUCUUUGCUUGUGUGACUGAUUUUUUUGUCAAAUUUUGAUUUUUUUUCUUACAGUGGCUUCUCAAGGUUCAUUCCUCAAGUACCUAUACAGGUGCUAGCUGUAACAGGGAGCGCGUCUGGAGCCAGUGUUGUGUUCCACAGUCAUGUGGCGGCUAGCUUAUUGGCUGACGGCACCAAUCUUGCCAGUAAACUCUUUGCCAAAUUUCAAACAACUUCUUCUCAAUUCCAGCAUCAGGGUAUCUUUUUUCUUUCCUUUUUAUUUUGUACAUGUUUGCUGAGUUGCAUCAAAAUCCUAAGAUAGGGCGUUGUAAAAAAGUGCUAUCCUUGUGACCAUAAUUAUGCGUGUUUGACCAAGUUUGUUUGUUAAAACUUGAUCAGUGAACUAGGACUUAUAUGGCCAAAAAAGUACUCUUUUGUUGCCAGAAAGAGUGAUCGUUCCUGAUCGGGCAAGGUAACCCCAUCCCGCGCGCUCGGGUAGCCAAUUAGAACAAAGAGUAAACUUCAUCUUGGCCUUCGCGGAACCAGCCUCAUGUUCAGAUAUAUGUUGUAGUUAAUUUUUUGUGUCAGGUAAUUUUUGUUUUCUUUUUUGGGGGGUAUGGUAUUGUAUGCUAAUGAAGUUGAAACAAAAGAAAAACAAAAAUUACCUGAGAUAAAAAAAUUAACAUUAUUAACAUUGACAUUAUAUAAUACACACUUACAUCUGCCCAAAAAAGCCCGUAAAAGUUAAGUUUUUCACAAACGCGAGCUUUAAUCUCAAGGAUAUUCGUAAAUUUUUAUAUAUGUUUACUUUUUUGCUGUAGUUGGUGCGUUUGCUGCGUUCUUCAAUCAAGUCUGGGAGAAGAAAAGAGACAGCGAGUUGGCGUAUCAAAAGUUUAUUAACGAGCAACAACUUCGGCAGUCGCAGAAACAGCUGCAAAAUUCCAUUCGCCGCAAGCACGACCCUCUGCCGGAACCCCCUAGCAAGAAACCCGUGAACGUCGAAGACGAGAUUAACAGAAGACGAAGCCUCAGUGAGAGACAGACAGUGUCGCCAAAACUGUUUCAGCGAAUGUCUGAAGGAACGUUGGACGAAUCGGAAAUCAACCCGUAUGCUGUGUAUCAGAGGGGGAACCAGAUCCCAGCUUACAGUUCCAUAGAAGACGUAAAGAGCACAAGCCAGGCGAGAGACUCGAGCGGCAGUGACGAGUUAAAGCCUUACGCUACAUCGACGCCCACCGCGCUUUUCCUCAGUUUGCAAAGGGGUGGUGGUAUAACCAGCGGCACACCGCAAAAUAAUGAAGUUUGGCAGAAGAGAGAAAACAAGACAGAAGAGCUUUACGCUCAGGUCGAUCUUUCCCGGAAGCGCUCGUUCCGGAAGUCCAAAGAACUAACCACGAUGAACGACAGCGAGGUGAACUUGAUCGAAAACUCGCUCUACGCGAACGCUAAUCUCCUCCAGCAGCAAAAAACUGCCCGAGAGACCCCUACAGCGGCGGUGCACGACACCCCACCACCCCUGCCUAAGAGGAACUACAAUUUGAGUGAGGAUUUCCCUCCGGCGGAUUCGGGGACAGACACGCUGAGGAGCAAUGAUGACGAGGGGUACAACACUUUCAAGAAUGAGGACCGCAGAGAAGAGAACCACUACUCUACAGUAGACGAUAUUAGUCCCAGACCUUCCUCCAUCGCUGUGGAGGAUCCUUAUGCAUUGCGAGUGAAGGAAAAGAUCAAUUUCUUUAACAAUAAAGUGGCCAUUCCGACACAGGAUGUUUGGGUGAAGAUGAACGCUCGGCAGAAGGACAUUCACACAUCUGUGCCUGAUCUGAACCGGAAGGGCUCUGAGGUAGAGGCACCGCUUGCACAGCAGGAGGUAUGACAUGGUGACCUUAUGUAGCUUGUAUGAGGUCAUUUGCAAAACUAACACGGUCCCAGCAGUUUAUAACGCUAUCCGGAUAGAUAUCUAUGCUGCAUUGAAUAACGAAGUGGCGUCCCUAAUACUUACAAAUUUAAGAGGCUGUUUCUCGUAUUUGUUAUGCAACUGUUAAUAUAAAUGGAUUAAUUAUUUUCACAUAAAAGCGUUAUUCUUUAACUUCCAGUAGAGUUAAAGGAAAACUGUAUAUAGCGGUCACACGGUCAUCUGCCAAGGGUGACCGCUAUACGUAAGUUUCACUGUACUUAUCCGCUGGAUAGAAAUGCGCUAUCCAGAGUUUGAACAACCAGCGCCUGAAAGUUUCUUUGCUUUGUCUUAAUCCGUCUUAGAAAAAGUUCUCUGGGUUGGAAAUUCUACUCCCCACCCCCCUGACCACGAGCCGAAACUAUCCUCGUAACCCCGCUGAGUAAAAGGGUCCAGUUACGUGAACAUGAAGUCACUUAACAAACCAACCUUUUUUGGUUCAAAAAGUGGAUGAGUCAGAACGGCGUGUUAUUUCGCCAUAUUGACCACGUUGAGUGAAAGGGUCCAGUUAACGUGAUCGUGUUAUUCUUUCAGGAUGUGAGCGAUCCAGAAUAUGCACAAGUGCAAGACGCUUUAAAAAACAAAUUAAACAUCUCGGACAAGCCACGGCCGACAAUUUACGCUGUGGCUAUCGUGGAGGAGCCCAAUGCAUCGGAUAAAAAACCCAAACAGCACGCAAAAGUCACGCUUAAAAGUUCCUUGAGACUGUCGCAUUCCGCUGAGGAUGUUAGCACGAUCGAGAGGAAAUCCCGGCGAGGUAGGUGAUGACCAAUUUACGUUGGUGGUGAUAUCACAGCGGUGAAUGAGUUUUGGGGGCACUUCUGCAGCAUGUGAGGAGGAGGAUAAUUUGUAGCCUAAGAAAACAGCCGACAUCUGGCGACGCAACCACUUGUUUCCCCGCCAAAUGACGUCUGAGAAAGGAGCGCAGAAAUUCCAUACUGAUGACGCGUCACUACCCACAUUUGGGUAGUGCUUCUGAUUGGUCGUGCCGCGUAGGAAAUUUGAUUUAACCAAUCAGAGGCACUACCCAUAUCUGGGUAGUGACGUGUCAUCAGUAUGGAAUUUCUGCGCUCGUUUCUCAGACUUCAUUUGGCGGGCAAACCAGUGCCACUGUCGCCAAAUGUCGGCUGUUUUCUCAGGCUCGAUAAUUUGAUUCACCCCCAUUCUUCUUGUGGCUCCCCGGCCAAAACGAAAUCACUCGUGAAGUAAGCGCCCCGGCGCGGUAAUCUUACCUACCAUUCUUUCCACGGUUCCAUCGCUAAAGCAAAAGCAGUCGACCUUGCUCCAGCACUAGUAAAAAUUUGGCUGGACUUGAAAAUCCACUGUUUUUUUUUUCAGUCGGCGUUAAGAGGUUAAAUGCAAAAAAUUAAAGGAAGAACUGAUUGACUGGCUUAUACCAGUAGGUGGCUUAAGUAAUCACAUCACGGUUUUGUCAACGAAAUUUAACUCAUAAUGCGCAUUUGCGUUAUUAAAAUUCAUCGCGAUUUCUCCAGUUCUUCGAGAACUCCAGUUUUCAAAAACGUCUCAUUAAAAUGUUAUGAUCCAGAGAUGAUUCAGAGUGUGGGUGUAAGGUGGUACCUCACCAGCGCGGGUACUACAUGUAGGUCGCGGAAAAGUUAAGGCUAUGAGGCCAAAAUAGGUUUGUCUUUAGAUGAUGUGUUGUUGCUGAUGACGGUAUAAGUAGUGCUUGAUUCUCUUAAGAAGGGUUUUAAGAGCAUCAACUUUGGUUUACAGACACUUAUGGUCGACCAGUUCUCGGUCCAAGACGCGAUAAAAGAGGGGACAGUAAUACUUCAGAUCAAGGGACUGGUGAUGAGGCUACUCUGCCCAGAACAGAAGAGCUGCGACCGGUAAAGAAGAAGUAUGUGAUUCGGCGGUCACGGAGCACGCAACGCAGCCCAGCCAACACGCCUAAGGUACCCACCGAGAUACACAAGAAACAGCUUUUCUCCGGACGGAAAUCAAGUAAGUACAGUGAACAGCUGGGUAUCUUCAUCCGGACCGUAGGGAUAGGUUCAUGAUCUUUAGGUGGCAUGUACUGUAGCUUGUAGUUUACCGCGGUAGGGGCUUGCUCAGUCGGUAGAGUGCUGACCUCCUCAGCGGUAGGUCUUGGAAUCGAUUCCCGGGGCAGGAUCGACUCCCAAGGUCUUGAAGUGAUUGAGAAAUAAAGGUACAUUGUACUAUCGUUUAGCCUGCAAACGGCUAGAUUACAUAGAAAUGACUGAUCUGUAUCCAGAGUGAGUAAGGCACAUAAUAACAGCCUCGUCAAUUACAGUGGAACGAAGUCCUCGGUAUAACGAACGACAUUCUUCGUCCCAGUAAUAGAAAAUAUACGGAAAAGAUACUCAAUUUAAUGAAACCUCGAUAUUGGACCGAAAUUAAUUUUUGGAGGUGAGUUGUGUCCUUAAGGCCCUAAAGAAAAUUGCAAAGUAAUUUUCAGUUGAAGCGAUCAUAUUUCGAUAAAAAGGUGCGGGCAAUGAGUGAUGUAGGUAGAAACUUCAUAUCCUUUGGCUUUGUGUUUACUAAUUUUUAGCCAAGAAAGAAUCUAGGAGGACUGGUACCAUGUCCUCAAGCCAGGAAGAUGAGUCAACCUUGGAAUUCACCAAGGAUAAAAACAAGCACAAAGGACCAUUCAGGGUAGGUACUAGAAGUCAUGAUAGGCUUAACUCACCCAAGUCUUUUUUGUCACCACAGUAGGAACUCCCCCGUGAAGUUCGCUUUUAAUUCCCAAUCUUUUGCGUAUCGUUAUUGCAGCCCAAUCACUUGGAUAUUCCUCGGCGAGAAUCAGAUCUCGGGACAGAAGAGGUACGUACUCACCUACCGUCAAUCUUCUAUUUAGCCCGUCCCCGGGGGGGUUACUUAUUAUUUUUUUUAAGUCAAGCACGUUUGGGUGGGGGGGGGGGGCUGCUUAUUUCAAAGAGGGGAUUAUUUAAUUAGCGAAGAUGAUACCAAUUCUCCAUAAAAACUAGAACGCAAAGUGGAAAGGCUCUGGCACAAGAAGCUGAAGGUCGUGCAGAAUAUCAUAAAGAAAUCCUAACUUCCAGCACGUGAAUAAAUCAUACCGGAUCAGUCCAUACAGUCUAUCAUUUUAGAAUAAAGGUGUGUGUGGGGGGGGAGUCAAAAAGAGAUGGAGGCUAAUUAGCUUUCUAUCCCUGAAAAGCAAUUAAUGGAGUGGGGCUUAUUGGAGAGGAGGGGGUUUACAAGAGGUUUGUCCGACCAAAGUGGUGUCGUGAUUUUAGCCGGAGCUAAAAGCUUUGGGCUUACUUCUCCAACGGACUCGUCUGGAGAUUAGCGAUAGUAGCGCAGAUUGUAAUUGUACACACGUACUCACGUUGUCCUUUCCUCCGUGAAAUUACGGUUUUGUUUAAAUUUUGUAGGAAACAGAAGAUGAUCCUGGUUCACCGUUAGGACACAAAACAAAAAAAUCGGUAAGUUUUGUGGUAUAAUUUUGAAACGGUCUGCAGUACUGGGGACGUCGACGGAUUGGUCAUAUGUGUUGUUACCUGAGUUUCAGGAAUGGAGACGGUAUCCACUUGAUGAUCACGCGUUGUGUAACGAUACGAAACGUCCUAAUAGCAGCGAGGAAAGAAGAGAGACUGCUGUAUUCAUAGGCUAGAAAUGUACCUGUCUAGAGUUUUGAUGCGGAACUCUUGGCAGAUCAUUAAACUGGAUCACAUCGCUAAAUUAAACAAGUUGAUCAGGCUUAAAAGCCUGAUGAACCUGUCAUAGCUUUCACCCGCGGUAGCGCAGAACUUUCAUCCGUAAAAAGGUUAUUUGCACAAUUCCUUUUUGCAGUAGUGGUGCCUACACUGUAGUACCCUUUACGUAAACGUUUCUUAGCUUGAAGUGGUUUUGCAUUUGUUUUAGGCGUGGUCUUCAUCGAAAAAGAAGACACCACGCGAGGAUCGCGAGGCCUUGAAGCAGCGAAAGAAGGAAGAGAAGAAGUCACGCGAAGAGGAAAAACGCCAGAAACGCGAGGAGAAAAAGAAGAGAAAAGAUAAAGAGAAAAUUGACAAGUUUUUCGAAAGCAGACAGAAAAAAGUCACCAAUUUUACGUAUUUCGCUCAGCCGCUGGAAACAAUUUGCGAUACUGAAUCCCAUGUUCCUGUGUUUGUGGACAGGUGCAUCGAUUUUGUGGAAAACGCAGGUAUGCCCCGCUUAUUCUGUUUUAUUUAAUUCCAGUUCUAGCAAGUGACGAUUAGGGAACAGUCAAGAUCAUUGAGGCCGAUGAGGAUCAACAGAAAAUUGCAUCGUUUAGUUUUAAGUCCAUAAAAUCAUAUUCUUUAAUAAAGUAAACACCCGCGUUUAAGAACUACAAGAAUUACAGUAAUAAUUUUGUUUGUAAUUACGAUUAAGGACAUUAUUUUCUUGUAAUAUCAAAGACUAAUUGGCAAUCUCGAAGUCAAACUCCCUGGUUAAAAGAUUUAUCAUAAUUUACCUGUAACCCGAAUAUAACAGGUUCUUAUAUUUUUGGGUAUUUAAGUGCCAAAUUUCUGCCAGCAGGUUCUUAAACCACUAGAUUCCUUUUAGCUGGCGUUCACUGUGUUCAGUAUCAGGCGAAUGAACGUUCAGUCUUCGUCUGUGCUAUCCAGUGCUCAGUUUGCUUUUCCUUCUUUGAUCCGAUGUUUCAGAGGCCUUUGUUCAGUUUUCACCUUAGUUUCAUCCUCUAAUAUAAAGUUAAGGUGUACUCCCGAUCUGCUCCUAGCCUCCUUCGCAGCCGCUCUGGCCAGCGUCACGCAAUGCUUGGGAAGGGAAGCAUUGCGUGACUCUGGCCCGAACGACUGCAAAGGAGACUAAUCUACUCCAGACGUAAGAGAGUGUGUGUCCACGACUUCUUUGUGGUCAUCUGAAUCCAUACGAAAAUUGUCAUCAUCCACCUCAUUGCUGCGGCGAUCCAGGUGUUUGCUGGCAAGAGAUUAUGAACUAAAUAGGGCUAUUUUUCUUUUCCUUUUGAAGGAAUGCAAGUUGAGGGAAUUUACAGAGUAAACGGUAAUCAAGCGGACAUUGGCCUCAUCGAGCAAAAAGUGGAAGAAAGUAAGUACAAGACACACUGUAUAAACGGUCCAAUAUACUAUAUAUUAAUUUUACACGAGUAAAAAGGGAGUCCCCGAACUGACUUGUUACAAUGUGUGCGACAGAAACGAUGAGUCCUCCAGCAGAGAACUUAAUGUCAUACUUCGAAAAGGACAAUCGGGUCUAGCCCGAUUGUAGACACACCCUGGAGUUUUCCUUAUUCGUCAAUGACAUUAAUCUAAUUGUACUUCCACCUCUCUGUAUCAGACCACGGACUUGAGUUGGCCGAGCUGGGGGUCGGAGUUCAUGCAGUAACAGGCGCCUUCAAGUCUUUUUUGAAGUUACUACCCGAACCUGUCAUUCCAAACUCACUUCAGAGUGCCUUACAUGAUGCAAUGGGUGAGUACAGAGAAGUGUUUAUAGACUCGAGCUAUAUUCACAAAAAACCGAAUAGCUUUUGCGCCUGCACAAAAAUUAUACAGGAUAGGGCUUUUGUUCACGCACGAGAACGGUGAUUACGGCGUUAUUUCCGUAACGGAGCGAAAUUGCUCUCCACUUUAGAGAUCGGUGCGACGCAUAACAAUCAACAAACUGAUUUGUUGCAAGAAAGGUCAUUGACUUGUGAGUGGUAACACGCGCCACAUGGCCUCUCGUCUCAUUUUGCAGCAAUGUCGCAAAACAAGUUGCACAUUUUUGUUGUUCGUUUUUCCGUACCUUAAUUGUUACAUUGAGUAGCACAGUCAUUUUGAGAGUCAUUUUUCGUCCAAAUUGGUUUUACGUAGACUUACACAUGUAACAUUUGUUAAUAUCCGAAAUCGAGGUAACCUAUUCCAGGCAUCCAGUUAGUGGAGACGGCGCAAAGAAAUAUGAAAAUUUUUAUUCCUCCGCUCUUAAUUUCACGCCACUCUCUACUAUCUGAACGCUUGGAACAGGCUAAAACCGAGGGAGAGCGAAGAUUGGCAAAUGCCAGCCUUUGCAAGGAUUCGUUUGCAUUCGGUUGCAACUCUAAAUCUUGUUCGGCCUGCGUUGUGAAAAAGUUUGCAUCGGCUUGAAUUUGUUGCUGCACAUUUUCUUGAACACCUUAGCGAGCAGCUCGGUGCAAUCUUCAAUUUGUGUUCGAACGACAACCUUAUUUUCUGACUUACCUUUGUAUUUUUCAGUUCAUGUUGAUGCCAAUGACCGUUUAGCUCGACUGAGGCAGAUUCUUCACGAUUUGCCGCCCCAUAACUUGGCUGUGGUGAAGCGCAUCAUGUUUCAUCUUAACCGGUACGUUGCUUUAAUAAGAAAAUCGCAACUGUUGCGGUAAAGUGUCGAAUUUUAAUCUCAGGUUUACAUUGGAUAAAUAAUGUCCGAACGGUCCACAACAUUGCAUGUAUAAUACUGACAACAAAAAAGCUGUAGCCGAAUAAUCGUCAAAACUCUACCAACGGUUCUAAACGAGCCAGUGAUCAGUACUGCUUUUAAGCAGUCGUUACCGCGUGUUCAAAUGGUCGGCAUUUCCGAGGAUGAUAAACCUUUCAUUUACCAUAUGUGAUUAGCCGGCAAUCUGGUGUACCUUAGCCUGCCGUGUCCACAUUUGGUGCCCAAACACCAGUCCCUGGGUUCCAACACCAAAUGGUGCAGUGUUCACACACUCUGUGUAUCCGAUAUGUAUCUAUUUGUUGUUGUUACGUGAAUACAAGUCACGCCUGGCUACUGGCACAAAAUGGUUCUGUGUCCACACACUGGGCACCUAAUACUACACGUUUUCAGACACCAGUUUUUGAGUGAGGUAGUAGUGAGUUAUGGGUGUGCUAUGAAGUGGAUUGCCUCGAAACUAACAAGAAACACGCACACAGGGAUUCGUUGUGUGCCUCACUGGAAGCUUUCGUCCUUGUACCGAAUUAUUGCGAGGGUACUUGAAGAAGGAGGUUGUUCAUAUUAGUGCCCAGCGGGUAUCCUAAUCGGGCAUCGAAGCCGGGCACCAAAUGCGCGCAUGGCCUAAAGUCUCCCAAGUUUCGAAUAAUGAAUUACUGUUGGUUUUCAUUUCAGAGUCACGGAAUAUUCAAAAGAGAAUCUCAUGGAAGCUAGAAACUUGGCUUUGGUGUUGUUCCCUACAAUAAUUCGGCCAGAUUUCACCCGUUUGGAGAUGUCAAGUCAAAUGUACUUUAUUUUGUUCAUUCAGACGUGUAUAGAAAAAUGCGACUAUCUGUUUUCAACGGACCAAAAUUGA
This is a messenger RNA of Porites lobata, 19364 nucleotides long. The record is from the annotation of a GenBank genome assembly. Lineage: Eukaryota; Metazoa; Cnidaria; Anthozoa; Scleractinia; Poritidae.